AUGAUGGCUUCAUUACGACUAGGACUCAGCUCUGCAGCCGUCUUGUUUCUCCUACUCCCUCUGUUAUUGCCGGUGGCCCCUGCAGUUAGAGCUGAUGACGAGCACAUUUGCUCUGAGCCGUCUGGUCCCCAAGUCCAGCUGCCUCGAGAGUGGCACUUGUGGAAGCAGGAACAUGGCAAAACCUACAGUUCUUUCAAAACGGAGCUAGAGAGGCACAUCGUAUGGCAGGCCAACCAACAGUACAUCGACACUCACAACAGAUACAAUUCUUCCUUUGGCUACACACUUGCCAUGAACAGACUGGGAGACUUGACUGAAGCAGAGUACCAGAAGCAGUACGGGUGUAUAGAUCACGCAGACAACGGGUCAUCUCCCUUUGUCUUCUACUAUUCCCCAGUCUCAGAGGAUGCCUCAAACCUCCCCACCAGUGUUGACUGGCACACUAAGGCAGCAGUGUCUCCUGUCAAAGACCAGGGUGACUGUUGUGCCAGCUAUGCCUUCAGUGCAGUAGGGACUCUGGAAGGAAUGGAGGCUCUUGCUAAUGGAUACCUCACCACCUUUAGCGAACAGAACAUCAUCGACUGCUCAGGUCCCUAUGGAAAUCAUGGAUGUUCAAAAGGAGCAGUGGACAGAGCGUUCGAGUACGUCAUAGAGCAAGGGAUAAACACAGACACCGUGUACCCGUUCCGCGGGGCUCGCAAGCGGUGCCACUACAAGAGCAGCAAGCCCGGAGUGACUCUGAGGAGCUACCAAUGGAUUAGGAAAGGGAGAGAGACUGACCUGCAGAGUGCAGUCGCCAUGGAAGGCCCCAUUUCAGCUGCUAUUGAUGCAAGCCACAAUACAUUCCGGUUCUAUGCCAGUGGCGUGUAUGAUCAACCAACAUGUUCCUCAAACAAAGUGAACCACGCAGUGUUGGUAGCUGGAUAUGGGACCGACGAGCAGGGGAAGGACUACUGGUCUGUCAAGAACAGUUGGGGAGUCCUUUGGGGAGAAGACGGAUACAUACGGAUGUCGAGAAACCAGAACAAUCAGUGUGGCAUCGCCUCCCGAGCCAUUUUCCCUGCACUAUGA
Molecule: messenger RNA, 1071 nt
Organism: Geodia barretti
Lineage: Eukaryota; Metazoa; Porifera; Demospongiae; Tetractinellida; Geodiidae
Source: the annotation of a GenBank genome assembly